Molecule: messenger RNA, 1016 nt
Organism: Anoplopoma fimbria (sablefish)
Lineage: Eukaryota; Metazoa; Chordata; Actinopteri; Perciformes; Anoplopomatidae
Exons: 6
Coding region: 138-965 (275 amino acids)
Molecular function (GO): S-adenosylmethionine-dependent methyltransferase activity
Source: RefSeq, a predicted model, not a curated record
GAAAGGAAUAAACAGUCAUUUGAAUGUGGAAGCAAGUUCCUCUUAUCCAAUAACAAAACAUAAAAUAGAAUACAUUGCAUUAUUCUCCUUUUCAAACUUAUGCUGGAUUAGCUGUUGAGAGAGGGGUUCCCCUAGUGAUGGCUUACCGUCUGUAUGAAGGAAAGGAACAUGCUUCAUCCUACUGGAAGUACAGGAUCUCUCCAUCAGAUCAUCUAAUACAACAAGUGCUCAACUUCCUGGAAAAACAGAUAGGUCAUCCCUUUGAGCUGGCAGUGGAUGUCGGUUGCGGCUCAGGACAGGGCACACUGCUGCUGGCCAAACACUUUGCCUCCGUGGUGGGGACAGAUGUUAGUUCUGCCCAGCUGGAAAUGGCUUUGCAGCAUGCCAAAGAGCCAAACAUUACUUACAGACAGUGUGUGGCUGAGGAGCUGCCGUUCGCUGACAGCUCAGUGGACUUGGUGACAGCCAUGUCUGCCUUCCACUGGUUCGACCGACCUCACUUUCUCCGGGAGGCCCACAGAGUCCUGAAGCCCCUUGGCUGCUUGGCUCUGCUCAACUACACCAUUGACAUGCAGCUCAGCUACUCCGACUGCUGCUCACAUUCACUCAACCAAGUCUGCAAAGAGUUUUAUGCAGCCUUGCAGCCUUACCGCAGUGCCCAUCUCGGUCCCAGCUCAAUUGAGUUAUACCGGGAGGCCUAUGAAUCCAUCCCUUACCCUGACAAGGAGUGGCACGACUGUGUGUGGGUGAAAAGGCCCAUGCCCCUGUCCAGUUACAUGGGGUUGGUGGAGUCUUUCUCCAGCUAUCAGGCUCUGCUGAGAGACAACCCGCAGAAAGCCAACGCGCUCUCUCAGGACUUCUGUCAAAGGUUGAUGUCCAUAAUGAGGGUGACCGCUGUGGAGACAGAGGUGGUGGUUUCUGUGAAGUAUUUUUACCUCCUGGCCUGCAAACCGCAGGAAGCCUGACUCCUGCCAGCACUUGCAUUUUUAACAAAGUCAUGAAGAAACUUGUGCUAC